AUGUCUUCGAUCACCAACGGAAGCGACGGCGAUGGCGGCGGCGACACCGAGACCAGCCCCGAUGCUGGACCCAAGACCAACCACAACCUGAGCAUCGUCUACAUCGACCACAACCUAGACAAGUCGAUCGAUGAACCCACCUAUGAUGAUACGGCCGAGAACACCAGCCAUCCCAACUUGACUGUGGUAUAUAUUGACCACCAUCUGGACGGCUCGAUCUCGUCUGACACCGGUGCAGUGAUCCAAAAUCAGCAAGGGCUGUUUCGUCUCCCUCCCGAGCUACGCAUCAUCAUCUGGGAGCUUCUCCUUCCAGGUGAAAGGAUUCUGCGCGCGCGGGCGCGAUUCGGACGAGAUCGGAGAAAUCCCCUCGACAACGGCUCCUCCAAGACUAAGAAGCGCCGAGGCACAUGGCAUUUCCGAGUCUACAAAUGGGAAAUCGGCGAUUAUGAAGGUCACUUCUUGAGAUUGCCAAUCCCGACUGUCCUCGAGAUCUGUAGGGAAUCUCGCCAAGUUGCCCUACGACACGGCUCAUUCAUUUUCGGUCAACGCGACAACGUUCGCGAGGCUGGAACUUGGUGGAACCCCGACCUAGACGUCCUUGCCUUCGAUCAUUCAUGGGAUCUGGAUCAGCAUCCAUGGGCACUUGAAGAGCUGUAUGGACUUGAGCACGUGAAGAAUAUCGCAAUUGACGAACAACUUGCCUGGACUUUCCGCUACAAUGCGGGUUACAACGGGAGUGAUCCCUUGGACAUCCCUCGCGAGCUUCGUGAGCCACUUGCCGUGACAUUCGAGUUCCGAGAAUCUGAUGACAGACAUCAUUUCAUUCUGGAGUUCUUUCCCCAUUUCCAGCACCUAAGCAUUCUUUUUUCUACUUUACACUGGAUGAAAUAUCACGAGCGGCUCAUUCUGAACAUGGACGUCUUCGAUGAGGAUUUCAUCCUUGAGGAGGAUGCGUGCAGCGUCACGUUUCGCUUGGGAAGUGACAUGAAAACAGCCGUGAAAGAGCUGAGGAAGUGCAGAGAGUUGUGCAUGAAGAAGACAGCGCAUGAACCUGACUUUCGCAAUUUCCAAGCACUCGUUGACGGCCCCGUCUACUCGGUCAAGGAUGAUGAUGUGGAUGUGGAUCACCUGGAGUACUGGAUGGGAGCAGGGUUUGGAAUGUGCCGGUUAGAUCAGGAUGUCCCAAUCUGA
Molecule: messenger RNA, 1191 nt
Organism: Diaporthe citri
Lineage: Eukaryota; Fungi; Ascomycota; Sordariomycetes; Diaporthales; Diaporthaceae
Exons: 1
Coding region: 1-1191 (396 amino acids)
Source: RefSeq, a predicted model, not a curated record